CGAACGGAUCCCAGGCCUCUGUCGUUGGGCACACGUACGAGAACCCAGGUAUCGGUGUCUGCGUCACGUCUCGUGGAUCGGAGGCGCUAAUUAAUCCGCGUGAUCUGAGUUACGGUGACUCGGGCGGCUUCCGAUACUCCGGGGACAGUGUCGCGUCCCUUAAUCGUGCGUUCAUCGAGUAGGAAGAGAAACGUUCAUAGACUUCGAAGAUGAUCACGGUGAAACGUUGAGGAAAUGUGUUCUCGAGUGCGGACAGUGUGAAUCGGACAAUCCGUUGCGCGGUGAAGACAAUCAAAGGAUUCCAAGAACUUGACGAGAUCAACCAAGGUCUCUUUAAUAAUACUCCAGUCCUUCAUUCUUACGGUAAGAGUCGAGAAACAUCGGACGAAGAGCUCCCUUCGUAGAAGAAGAGUAAAAGGCGUCGAAGGUUAAAGAUCGAAGGCCCGGGAGCCGCGAGACUGAACGCCGAGGCUACUUAUGAUGGGCUGCAGACCGGCCGUCAAGUCGAAGGUGGAGGAAGGGUGCGGUCUCGGGCAGCUCGAGUCGGCUUCCUCGAGGUGUAGCGCGGUGACCGAGCUUCCGGUGGAGACUCCGAUCGUUCAGGAGUACGAGGAUCGAGGAUCGAUCGGCGUGGUCGACACUGAGGAGGAAGAAGAGGAGGAAGAGCUGGAGGAAGGCCUUCAAUCGCAUCGGACGGAGAAGAGAUUCGGCCUGUCUCUGAAUAGAAACGGGUUCAACCUGAAUAGAUAGCUGCCAAGUGAGAAUGCAGAGGUUGCGUUCGACGUUCAAGAGGUCGCGCACCCCGACGGGAGCCGAGAUGAAGUCCCAGUCGAGUCUGGAGGUGCCGAAGCAGGUUCGGUCGGCGUCUUUCGACGAGAUCCAGCUGGAAGCUAAGCGACAUGACGACGUCAGGGACUCGAGAUCCCCGAGAACGACCUCUUCCUCAUCGUCCUCGUGCUCGCCAGCCAGGUCGCAGGAUUCUUCACGGAGGAGACCCGGCUCCGCCACGCUUAGGGUGCCGCAGCUGCAGAGCGGUCAGAGGUCCAAGAGUUUCGACGUCUCCGAAAGAGUCUAUGGCUUGCCUAGCGGGCAGCAGUCCCUGGGCGGCAUUCGUCGGCCGGACACACCGACGAUCCAGGUGUCCGGCUGCUACCACUGUGCCUGCGUCGAGGAACACAAGAGCCUGUACUCGAGCAGGGACGACGAGGACCCGUCGUCCAGGGAAGACGAUGUGCCCGACGAAGCGGGAGAUACUUCGGACGACGAAGACUCCGAGCUGGAUCAGAGGAGCGAAGGUAGCCCCGAGAUACGCGUCACUUUGACCACCUUCACCGAGAAGCUCGCCUUCGACGAGACACCCAGCGACGAACCCACUGCUCCUUCAACCGUGGUUCCGGAGAUCGUGCCGGAAGUUCUGCAAGAGAACGCCGAUACCAGCGAGAUCAGGGGCGGCCUGUUUCCGGGCAGAGAGCGCAGAAGGUCUAUCGCCUCCCCGAAAUUGGCUCGCCAAGAAGCUCUGACCUCGUACCCCAUCGAACUACCCACGGUGGUCAGCUCGACGGAAGACGAGGAUAAACCGGAUGACGAGGACGAAGAUGAGGACGACGAUAACGUCGAGGCGAGCAAGUGCAAGUUCGUGGUCAGAGAUAUCUUCCUGACGGUUCCGGAGCUGAAGCGGGACCGCGCCGCGUCCGUCGACUCCUGCUUCAAUAACAAGAACGGCAAGGGGGAGAACGAGGACACGUUGGCCGUGCCUCAACAGAGCAUACGCUCGAAGAGUGUCGAUAUCGUCCUGCCCACCGAGGCGCAAACGAGGUACACGGCUCUCCUGCCGGGCACCGAGGCAAGACCUACAAGAGGAGGGAGAGAGGAGGGCGGAACGAGCGGCGGCCACCGUGAACCUCGAUCGACUCCUGAUUGGGGUCCGGGUGCAGUCAAUGGGGAACAUCUUUGGGUACCAACCUCUGCCUCCGGUGAUUUCUGUUAUGUCAACGAUUGUUCGAAACACGGACCCCGGAUGAAGUGUGCCGCCUGUCGAGUGGUUGCCCACGCGGUGUGCGCGGUGGGGCUGAACUUCCCCUGCAAAUCGAGUUUCCGUGACGUGGGCGUUCGGCAGUACCGCGAGCAGACGAACACGCAGCACCACUGGGUCCAUCGUCGUUCCCAGAAAGGGAAAUGCUCGAACUGCGGCAAGUCGUUCCAGUCGAAGUUGAGCUUCUCCUCGAAGGAGAUUGUCGCGGUGAGCUGCAGCUGGUGCAAGAUCGCCUACCACAACAAGGAGGGUUGCUUCAGCGCGCAGAAGGUCGGCGAGAACUGCGAGCUGGGUGGCCACUCGUCCAUCAUCGUUCCGCCAUCUUGGAUCGUGAAGCUGCCUAGGAAGGGCAGCUUCAAGAGCAGCCUGAGGAAGUCUCCGCGCAGGAAGAAAUCCGGCGAGAGCCGGAAGAAGUCCAAGGAGAAGGACAAGGAUAAGGAGCAGGAUAAGGAUCAGGGGAGGUUGUGGGUGGUGAAACCGAUACCGACGCCGUCCGUGAAACCAGUCCUGGUCUUCAUUAACCCAAAAUCCGGCGGGAACCAGGGCGCUAAGCUGUUGCAAAAGUUCCAGUGGCUCCUGAACCCUCGGCAGGUCUUUGAUCUGACGCAGGGCGGGCCCAGGAUGGGGCUCGAGUUGUUCAAAAAAGUUCCUAAUCUACGAGUUCUCGCGUGCGGUGGUGACGGCACGGUUGGUUGGGUGCUGUCCGUCCUGGAUCAGAUCGGUUGUUCUCCGCCGCCGGCGGUCGGAGUCCUGCCUCUCGGCACCGGGAACGAUCUGGCUCGAGCAUUAGGAUGGGGCGGUGGCUACACGGACGAGCCGAUCGGCAAAAUCCUAACGAACAUCGGUGAGAGCGACACGACCCUGUUGGACAGAUGGCAGUUGGUGGUCGAACGGAAUCCGGACGCCCAGGGCGACGACGACAACGGCAAGGGCAAGGAGAACCUGCCUCUGAACGUGGUUAAUAAUUACUACUCGCUCGGCGUGGAUGCUCACAUCGCCCUCGAGUUUCACGAGGCCCGAGAGGCACACCCGGAGAGGUUUAAUUCACGGAUACGGAACAAGAUGUAUUACGGUCAAAUGGGUGGCAAGGAUCUCGUUCUGCGUAAAUGGAAGGACCUUUCGGAGUACGUGACGCUGGACUGCGACGGGCAAGACAUGACGCCAAAAUUGAAGGAGCAUAGGGUGCACGCCAUUGUGUUCCUGAAUAUUGCCUCGUACGGCGGCGGGACGCAUCCUUGGGGAGCGGCUAGCGGAACCAAGGAGCCGUCCACGGAGGAUGGCAUGAUCGAGGUGGUCGGCUUGACGACCUAUCAGCUUCCGCUUCUUCAGGCUGGCGGCCACGGCACCUGUAUCGCUCAAUGCAGCACGGCCAAGCUUGUUACUACCAAGACCAUUCCAAUGCAGGUCGACGGCGAAGCCUGUCGCCUGCUGCCAUCAAUCAUAACCAUGAAGCUGUUGAAUAAAGCCACGAUGUUGGCGAAACGAAGGACUGCCGGCAGGCCGCAGCAGGACGUCAAGCUGGAAAGAUUGAAAUUACCUGUGAUGAAGAUCAAGAUGUCGGACUACGAGAGGUACCACCACGACAAGGAAAUGCUGAAGAAGUCGGCUGCGACGUGGAUCGAGGACCCGCUGGAUCUAGAUGCCACCACUGAUCUGGAAUCCUUAAGGAAGAUCCUGGCGAAGGAUCAUAACAUGGACACUUGUUGCUUCCUCGACUCGUGCACCGCGGAGCGAUUCUUCAGGAUCGACCGGGCUCAAGAGCAGCUGCAUUACGUCACCGACGUGGCUGUGGAAGCGGUGUACGUCCUCGAGGAGAAUGCAACCAAUCAAUCAUCGGGUGAACCCGAAUCGAAGGUCUCCGCGAGCCAAGAGCCCGAAACAGCUCGUCCCUCGCCCAGCGAAGAACGACCAAACACAAACGCAGCCAUGACAGAAGAGCCGCCCAUUGAAAAACAAAAAGUGCUCGAUGAACCGAUGCCGCAGCCGUCUCCGGCGCCGGAGAGCGAGCCGCCUAAAAAGCCGGAUGUAACGAAGCCGCAGCCCGAAGUUCAACAUUCCGAAAAAGAAUCUCAGGGAUCGAUGAGCACGACAGCUCCCAAAGAACCGAAAAACACGAAGAAAGAGGAAAAACCAACUGGUGACACCGUGAGGCAAAGCAGUUCCUCGAAAUCGAUCUCUGCGACGGCUGUAGCUCAGUCGCAACACCAGGCACCACUCACUUUCAUUAGUCCACGAGAUAGGCUAUUCGGUCUAAGUUCCGAGGUCCACAGCUUCAGCACAGGAUUGCUCGAGAAGACCAGCGACGGUAUACUCAAAGCAGCGAAAAUUGGUGAUUUCACGGCUCUGAAGGAACACCACGAGAAAGGGUACUCUCUACUAUCCAUUGACUCCUCUGGACAGACUGCUCUUCAUUUGGCUGCGAGAUAUGGCCACAAGGAUAUUAUUAGGUAUCUGAUUGCUUGCGCACCGGCGAGCAUUUUGAACAUGGUUGACAACGACAAAGGUCAGACCGCUCUGCACAAAGCGGCUCAAUAUAAGCGUCGUUCCAUUUGCUGCAUGUUAGUGGCGGGCGGCGCUACUUUAACCGUCAAGGAUCGACACAGCAACACGCCCCGUGAUCUUGCUCUGCAAGCAGAGGACCGUGACCUCGCAGCAUAUUUAUACAGUCAAGAGCAGUUCCAGCUGACAACGGAAGAAAUGGAGAACGCCCUCUGACCUACGGCCGUAAUUGGCAGGGCCUGAGCGAACCCUGGAUAAACUCUGUGCCACCGACGGGAUCCGUGGGAGAAUUCCUAGAUCGUCGCUCGCCGUCGAUCAGCCGCGCGUGUAUAUGCAUUGUAAGUCGCAGCCAGCGUGAUCGAUUGUCGGUCCGGUGUAACGUUAAACCGGGUUGUUUACCUGGCUGCUCAUUCAGAAACUUUGUCCUGUCGAGCUGUUCGCAACGUACCUUCUCCAUCGAGCUACCAACAAAUCCAUGUAUAAACCACAGGACAAUUUCUCCGGUACAGGUGCGUACAAUUAACGAUCUUCGAAUCUCGAGCCGCACGGCCGCGUGUACAUACUUUCCGAAAUUGAACGAACCUCGAAGGAACCCGCACCAAUCGCGAAAUACCGAUUGUCAUGCGGAGACUUGUCUUCUCGAGGGCGAAGCGAAACGGCACGCGGCUUCGUUUCGAUCCUCGAAGGAUCUCGCAAGAAGAAGAGGAAGAAGAAAACGAUGGACCGGAAGAGAGGAAGAGAACACACAAGAGAAUUUUGCUCAUUCGCGAUCUCGAUCGUGUCGUAUUACCGCGAGCUGAGGACGGAGGCGAUCCUGAAGAUGCGUGACUAUUUGACAGUCGAACUAUCGCGAGUUGCAUUUGAGAGUAUGUCUCGCGAAUGGAUAUUGCACCGAGAGUGACGGUGAUUUUAACACUUUAACACUCUGUCCGUACAUGUGACAGAAAUAGUUUCUAUAUCCUAAUGAAUAUUAAUAAAACGAAACUUUCAAUACCUCUUGAUCCCGUCGCCUGAUGUACACGAAAUUUCGAUGACCUAUGUACAUAAAUGCAAGAUUUUGCAUUACAAUAGAUGUAUUUUUAUUACUUUUGUCUAUACUCGAUAUUUUCUCGUGGCACCAACGUGGUGCCAUGAAAUAUGCCUCCGGACGGCAUAGCGUUAACGAUACUCCCGAUAGGCGCUCUCAGCGCAGUAUCCACUCGUGAAAAAUUCACUCGAGAGCAGCUCGCAAUGGUUCCACUCUCGAACGCGUAGCUUGACCGAAUUAGUGAGACAUUAGGAUUAGGUCAGAGAUCAGGUAGUCGGGUUUCAGUCGUUGAAGAUUAACGUUCACGUAUUUGUUUGUAUAAGCUUUAUUUUAUAUUUUUCUACGUUCCAUUUCUAGGUGACUAGCGAUAGAGAAAGUGAGAGAGUGUGUGAGAGAGAGUGGCUUCGUCGAUUUUACUUAAUAACCGAUUUAUACAAUUUGAUUUCGCGCGUUGACGAUACGAGUUCGUUUCCGCGCGAGACGAGGAUUCGUUCCGCGGUAUUCAGGGAGUUGGAAAGAAUUUGAUCUUUUAUUCCAAUUAUCAUCGUUAGUAUUAUUAUCGAAUCUCCGUCAAUCAGGAUCACGGAACGGAUAAUUUCGCGUGUAGCGUUCGUUCUGCAAUGGGAAUCGAUCGUUGUAGUAAGGUUCGGAUUAGUGCAACGAGACGAGGGAUCGCUGAGGAGCACUAAAACGGGGAUUCAUUCAUCUUGGCGGCUGUUCGAAGGCAAUUGGUUCCACGGAUAAUAAAACGACGCUAAUCCGGAGAGAACGUCGUUCCACUAAUCCGUGCGUUAUGGUAUUCCCGAAUUUUCAUUCGGAUAACAGUUAAAGUGGCUCCAAGAGCUGUUCGAAGCGAACACUUGAUUCAUCGGCGAUAGAGCGGCAUAAUCGAUCUAUUCGAAUAAUUAUUCGUUGAACUUCUAUCCGAUUCUGCUGACAUCCGAGUAUGUAAUUUCUAUUACGCCUCCGCGCCCCCGAUGAUGUUUCCAAAUGAAUUUCAACCGCUUGUUCUAGAAUAACAUCUCGUCGCGUCGGAUACAUAUCUUUUUCUAUAAGUGUAGCGUCGCAUAUACAUAUAUUAUACAUAUACAUAUAUUUUCUACGUGCGUUAAUACUAAUAUAUUUAUUACCUGAUAAGGAUGUUUCUUUACGAUACCGUUUUUUCCUGUCCGCGAGGAUACGUCAAGCUUCUCGACACAGCUUGGAAACUGUACACUGACGCAUAUAUGUGCGUAUACAGGGUGUUCCAUAAGAGAAGGAACGACCGGGGAACGCAUAAUUUAACGGAGAAACAUACACGAGGAGUGUAGAGAAAUUUUUUAAUUGAUUCUUAAAUGGAAGAACUAUUUAGCGAAUAUUACUGCAUGAACAGGCUUCAUGUUUAAAAGGUACUUGUUAUUCUUGUGAAACGAACGCUCUCGUUACCUGCGUCUUAUCGAAAUAAAUUAUCUAAGAAAACGGAAAUGGUUAUCGUAUUGUAAAUAAAUAUAUCAUACUCCACGUUUUCGCUUCCUCUUUGAAUGUAGGAUUACAUUAAUGUUCCUUCGGUUGCGCGGUCUUCUUCGAACUCCCUGUAUACAUUAACCGACGAGGAGAAAUCACCGAAUAAUAGAGACAAAUCCCGAAAGUAACGAAGUCUUUGGAGCUCAGCGUACUCAUGGAACUCGUUCGAUUCGGGAAUCAACGGGACCAGCGCGGGGCGGUGAUCGAUCGCGCCAAUCCUUGCGAUCAUUUUCAAUUUAAACGACACGAGGAACGAUCAGCGAUUCGCUCGUUGCACGUAGCCUCAGCUCAAGCGGAAUUGUGCCAAAACGGGAUCUCUAAGGUUCGAUGGUUAAGUUCCGGGAAAUGAUCGUUUCGAUCCGACUCCCAAGAAUAUUUAUGAUAUUUUCUGAAACUCUUGUGAUCUGAAUCAUUCCUAUAUUCUGUUUAAUCUUAUACAUCUCUACAGACGUUCUUUCUGUUAAUAUACAUUUGUCUUUUAGGAAUAAGGAGAAAUAUCCGGCGAAUAAGCUACGGGUGUAAUUUAAUCCUGGAAUCUUCUAUUUUAUAAAAACAAAAGCUGUGUUGUUGAUAUUGUAGAUUAAGAUUUUAGAUUGUAGUGGGAGAAGAAAUUAGUCGUUCCUCCUUGGAGUUGAAAACUGAAUGAUUAUGAGAAAGUAAAUUUAUCGAAAUCUGCUUCUUAACAGGUCCUCGUUUUAACUCAACGCUCGCGAACAGCUUUCACCAGAGAACUACAUUUCACGUAAGCCAUUGUUCCCGGUCGUUUCCGCAAAUCUUUGAACCCUCUUUGAACAGAGAAACGGUACACGAUGCUGUUUGGAAGGGAAUCCGAUCUGCUCGCAACUCGAGCCGAACAGAGUCAAGAUAUACAGGGGAACGUUUUCAAAUUCGAGACACCAACAUCCGGAAUCUAAUUGUCGAACCGUACGCUCCGCGCUGAUCCGACGGCUUCGUAUUUCAUUUCCGAGGCGGCGGACUCAAGAUACCCAAGCAGCCAUGUUCAUCUCGUAGCCACGUCAGCUCAUUUAACCGUUAAUCAAUUGAGAUCGAUGAGGACGAGAUAAACGAGCGCGGAGUUCGAGUGAAAGAGCGCGAAGAACACAAUGGGAGAGAGAGAGACAGAAAAAAAAGAGAGCACGAAAGAGAGAGAGACUGCGUGUGCGAGAGAAAGACAGUGUGUUAGAUUGAUAGAGACACCGUGAUCGGGAACAGGACAAAAGGAGGAAAAUAGGGAAAGGGGAGAGGCGAAAGAAAAUACGGAAGGGUAUUUAGAAAGAGAGUUAUCUUACUCGGCACCAAAAUAAAAAAGGGGAUCAACGUACGAACACCAAUUAGCUCUUAAUCGACGGUCUAUCGUCACUAUUAUUAUAUUGUUAACGCUAGACUAUUCUAAUUUUACUCUCGGAUUAUUAUAUUGUAUAAAAGUAUCGCAUAGUAUCCUUCCUGAGCAUUCGUCCUGCGGACACGAAAACUAUUCUGAUACGACGAGGUAAGUUCCUCCUCGCUAGACACGCGCCCAGGCGAUUUAAUCGAUCACCCGAUUCGAUUCUUAAUUAGGUGCGUACUUUAAAUAAGAAGUUACAUUAUAGAGUUCCUUCCUUUUGAAAAUAUUUUAUAUAAUCGGAAGCUGUUCUCUGCGAUUGUCCUUCUCGACGAGAAAUCAGAGGGUGCGCGAUGGUGGUUGACGAAAGUGUGAUACGUUUGUGUUUCAUAGAAUUACUGAUAGGACCAACUGUUUCUUUCUGCUUGACAUUUGAUUAACCUUCCAUCCUGCAGUGACGUCUCUGAGACGUAUACUUUCAAUGGCGAUAUUCAUGAAGAAUAUAAAGAAUGUAUUUAAAAUAUAAUAUUUCCUACUCACGAAAUACACUUCUUUUCAUUAUGAUUUUUCACAUUUUCUUUCCGCUAUUGGUACAUCAGCUUGUUACAAAAUGUGAGGCAACCAAGUUGGCUCACUAGUAUUCAAAAAGUGUAAUUAAUGUAUAUCGUAUAGAGAGAAUAUAACAAUUUCACAUAUAUUUAAAGAAUUAAAGGAAAAUUCCGAGCAAUCGAAUCGAGUGAAUCGAAAUGUUUCGAACGUAUUGGCGCGUCUCACUUCCCCGUGUGUCUCUUCAUCCUCUGUAAUUAUUGAUAUACUUUUAAGGAUCGUUAGAGAGGUUUAGCGGCGAAUAACUAAGCGCAUAUAAUAUUGUAACGUAUAAAAUAGUUAUAUCUGUAGAAUACCGGUAAUCAACUAACGAUACCGGAAAGGACGAAGAAGAAGAGGAGGAAGAAGAAGAAGGAAGAUGAUGAAGACAGACAAAGAAGAAGAGAAGAAGAAACGAUUUAGAAAUGCCUUCGAGUGUAAGAUACGUUGUUCUGAUUAUUUUUUAUAUGUAGAUCUAUUAAUCGUAAUGCCUUCGUAAUUCUCCUGGAAGUUUGCGGCGUUCAUUCUACGAACAAUCCCCCAUUGUAUUUAACAGCCCUAUUUAAUGAAAACGCCCGUUGGGAGUGAAUUGCUUCGCGCAAUGAACAUCGCGACGGUCUUACAAUUAGUGACAGAAG
Messenger RNA from Nomia melanderi (Alkali bee), 9605 nucleotides. RefSeq names its product retinal degeneration A (gene rdgA). The record is from RefSeq and is a predicted model, not a curated record. Gene Ontology annotation, molecular function: ATP-dependent diacylglycerol kinase activity; protein binding. NCBI's taxonomy places the organism in Eukaryota, Metazoa, Arthropoda, Insecta, Hymenoptera, Halictidae. Gene Ontology annotation, cellular component: plasma membrane. Gene Ontology annotation, biological process: phospholipase C-activating G protein-coupled receptor signaling pathway.